ACCAUGAGGCUGUGGAAGUCCGUGGACAAGAUGAGGUGUUGGAGGAAACGCUCGCUGCUGCCGGUCCUCGCCUUCCUCGCCACCUCGCUGCUCUUCUUCAAUGUUUACAUGGAUGACGGAUACGUGCGGGAAGCUGAGAAACGGCGGCUGGGGGAGGCCGUCCAUCCUCCCAACGUCCAGACGUUCAGAGACGUUUCCAACUUCUCCGGCAGCAUCAACGUGACGUUCCGCUUCCUGGCUGGAGUUCCUCUGCCGCGCAAAAAGUUCCUCACCAUCGGACUGUCGUCGGUGAAGAGGAAGAGGGGGAACUACCUGCCGGAGACCAUCCGGUCCAUCUUCGACCAGUCCAGCUACGAGGAGCUGCAGGAGAUCGUGGUCGUGGUCCACCUGGCCGACUUCGACCUGCUCUGGUGCCAGAACCUGGUCCAGGAGCUCAGCCGGAGGUUCUCCCACCACAUCGUCGCCGGGCGGCUGCUGCUCAUCCAGGCGCCGGAGCAGUUCUACCCGACUCUGGACGGCCUGAAGAGGAACUACGACGACCCGGAGGACCGGGUCCGCUUCCGCUCCAAGCAGAACGUGGACUACGCCUUCCUGCUCAGCUUCUGCUCCAACCUGUCGCACUUCUACGUGAUGCUGGAGGACGACGUGAGCUGCGCCAGGAACUUCUUGAGCUCGCUGAAGAAGGUGGUGGCGUCCCGCCGCGGCACCUACUGGGUCACGCUGGAGUUCUCCAAGCUGGGCUUCAUCGGGAAGCUGUACCACGGCCGGGACCUGCCCCGGCUGGCCCAAUUCCUGCUGCUGUUCUACCAGGAGAUGCCCUGCGACUGGCUGCUGGUCCACUUCCGGGGCCUGCUGGCCCAGAAGGACGCGCUGCGCUUCCGGCCCUCGCUCUUCCAGCACAUGGGCUACUACUCCUCCUACCGGGGCGCCGAGAACAAGCUCAAGGAUGACGACUUCGAGGAGGACGCCCUGGACGUCCCGGACAACCCCCCCGCCAGCCUCAGCACCAACAUGGACGUGUUCGAGCGCUACGACGCCGCCAGGGCGUACAGCAGCAUCCCGGACGAGUACUUCUGGGGGAAGCCGCCCGGCACCGGCGACUUCUUCCUCAUCGUCUUCAACUCCUCCACCAGGAUCAGCAGGAUCCGGGUGGUGACGGGCUCGGAGGAGCGGCGGGCCGACGUCCUCAGCCACGGCGCCCUGGAGGUCGGCCGGAGGGCGGCGGAGACCCGGCAGGGCCGGCAGUGCGCCUCCUACGUCACGCUGGGGGAGUUCAGGGUGGGGAGGAUCGACGUGGCCGACGUGGACCACAAGGUCGGCUUCGAGGUGGAGUGCGUGAGGAUCGUGGUGACGGCCGGCCAGAGCGAGUGGCUCAUCAUCAGGACCAUCAGUCUCUGGACCGGCGGAGCCUGA
Molecule: messenger RNA, 1413 nt
Organism: Cololabis saira (Pacific saury)
Lineage: Eukaryota; Metazoa; Chordata; Actinopteri; Beloniformes; Belonidae
Product: alpha-1,3-mannosyl-glycoprotein 4-beta-N-acetylglucosaminyltransferase C-like
Exons: 4
Coding region: 4-1413 (469 amino acids)
Biological process (GO): protein N-linked glycosylation
Molecular function (GO): acetylglucosaminyltransferase activity
Source: RefSeq, a predicted model, not a curated record